AUGCAGACAGGACAUCCGUAUAAAUCAAACAUCUAUCAUUUUUGCUUACUUUGUGGCUUGGCAGGAGUGAGUUUCGCUGAUUGUCCGAUCCUGGUAAAAAGUCCAUAUUUUGUCUUUCUUUCUUUCUUUCUUUCUUUCUUUCUUUCUUUCUUUCUUUCAUUUUUCUUUUUUCUUUCUUUCUUUUGUUCUCUCUUUCUAUAUUACGUUCUUUCUUUCUUUUUUCUUUUUUCUUUUUCUUUCUUUUUUCUUUCUUUCUUUCUCUCUUUCUUUCUAUAUUACGAUUCUUUCCAAAAUAUUCCCUACUUUAAACCUCGUUUUUUCAAUUACAUCUUUUCCAUUAACAUUUACCUCCCUUUUCAUCCCUUAUUUUCUUUAUUUUUCACUGACGUACAUCUUUCUCUUUUAUACGCCUUUCUUCUGUCACCGCUUUCUUUCUUUAAGCCCAGUAACUGCUCACUAUAA
Acanthosepion pharaonis is the source of this 462-nucleotide messenger RNA. Lineage: Eukaryota; Metazoa; Mollusca; Cephalopoda; Sepiida; Sepiidae. The record is from the annotation of a GenBank genome assembly.